UAAUAUUUAUAAAUACAAAAUUGAAAGAAAAAGAUAUUAGAAGAGAGUGUGUUUCCGCGUAGACAGAUAGGGACCGAGAGAGUAGAGACUGUUUGGGUAUUGAGAAAUGGAUAGAAUGAGUGAAGAAAUGAAAAGCUUUCUUUAGUUUUUUCGUUUUCCUUGAAUCUGAACGAAGCCGCCUCUUAUACCUAAGCUUAUGACAAAAUCCAUGAUCUAUCUAUCAAUAACCCACCUUUCUUUCAUAUAGAAUUCUUCAGGUUUUUUUUUUUUUUUUCCCUCUUUGAUGAUCUUUCUGGAAGGGUUCAUACUUGCAGUUCACACCAUCUCCAUAUAAAUAAUUGCUACCUUUUUGUUUUCUGUUUCUUUGUGAAUCAAUAAUUCUUUCCGUGGGUGCAAAAGCAAAAAAAAAAAGAAAGUUAUUAUUGAUCUUGUAUUCUUGUGUGUGUGUGGUUUUUUCUUUGUUUGCGUGUGGUAGUUGUUUAUGGAAGGACUACAUCACCAUCAGUAUUAUCAUCGUCAACAUCACCAGCAACAACACCAGCAACUGGCUAUGAAUGUUAACGUUGAUGUUGAUAGGCUCCCUCAAUGGAGUAUUCAAGAGACGAAGGAGUUUUUAAUGAUCAGAGCAGAGCUGGACCCAAGUUUCAUGGAAACCAAAAGGAACAAGCAGCUUUGGGAAUUUAUCUCUACCACGUUGAAAGAAAAGGGUUAUAAUCGUAGCGCCGAACAGUGCAAGUGCAAGUGGAAAAACCUCGUUACUCGAUACAAGGGAUGUGAAAUGGUGGAAGAAGAAGCUAAGAGACAACAACAGUUCCCGUUUUAUAAUGACUUGCAGGCCAUAUUCUCGGCAAGGAAACAAACUACUUCAAAGAAGCUAUGUUCAGAUGAGGAAGAAGAUAAGGGUAGGUAUAGGGGGAAGGAGAAAGGCAAAAAGGGUGUAAGCAUUAGUGGAAGUACUAGCGAAAGUAUAAAUGAUGGUAAUGAUACAAAGGAGAUUUUAAAGUGUUUCAUGAGACAACAAUUGGAAUUGGAGAUACAAUGGAGGGAAGCAUUGGAGGUGAGGGAAAAUGAAAGAAGAUUGAAAGAAAUGGAGUGGAGAAGGACAAUGGAAGCAUUGGAGAAUGAAAGGGUAAUGAUGGAUAUAAGGUGGAGGGAAAAGGAAGAACAAAGAAGAAUAAGGGAAGAAGCUAGGUCUGAGAGAAUUGAUGCUCUUGUAACAACACUAUUGAACAAGCUUACAAGAGAUGAUCACAUGAAGUGAUUAUUUUGAGAGGUAAUUUGUCCUAUUCCUUUCAUUUUAUCUGUUACUCAUGUACUAAUCACCAUCGGUUCAUGUUACACUUGUAUCUAAUGGUAACGGAUAAGAAAAUCAUGGAAGGAAGCUUGAUCUCUUUUGCAAACCCGAGUCUUCCAUUGCAAGUAAAAGAGAGCUUUUAGUGUUUUUUUUUUUAAAUAUUGCUAUUUUCCUUUUCAUUGUGUUACCAUUACGAGGUGCACAUUUCAAAAGCACCAUGAAUAAAAAUCUUUUCCAA
Messenger RNA from Gossypium raimondii (Peruvian cotton), 1532 nucleotides. RefSeq names its product trihelix transcription factor GT-3b. The record is from RefSeq and is a predicted model, not a curated record. Lineage: Eukaryota; Viridiplantae; Streptophyta; Magnoliopsida; Malvales; Malvaceae. The transcript is spliced from 2 exons. The coding region runs from base 482 to 1261 and encodes 259 amino acids.